UGAAAGCUAUCGAGAAGAGGAAUCCAUAGACGUGCGUAUUGAAGAAAACGGAUCAGUUUAAGGCCUCCAAAUCGUCCGAACAAAACGCAACCUCGCAGCAUACGUUUUUGUAUUCAAAGCUUUUAGGAAUGUCAAAUUUAUCAUUGAGAAGUAUCCUGGAUACGUGCAAGCUUACUGGACCAAACUUUCUGGACUGGGAAAGAAAUGUGCGUUUAGUUCUUAGACAAGAAAAUAUUGAGUAUGUGUUAGACACACCGAUACCCAAGAUUCCUGAUGCCAACUCUCCUGAGUUUGCCACGUUUGAUCUGACCGCUCAAGAGAAACACGUCACUGAUGCUAAAACUGUGCAGUGUGUUAUGUUGGCUGCAAUGUCUAUGGAGUUGCAAAGGCAACACGAUAGGAUGAGCGCCUUCGAGAUGCUUGAACACUUGAAAAGUCUGUUUGAUUCAGAAAGUCAGACUCUAGAGUAUGAACUUCUGACAUACAUUUUCAAGUGUAGGCUUCAAGAGGGUGGCAACGUGUCUGAGCACGUCCUCAAAAUGAUUGGCUUAAUUGAAAGAGUUGCUACCACCGGAAUUAAGUUUGAGGAUCGUGUCUCAGCUGCUAUCAUCCUAUAUUCGCUUCCGAGUUCAUUUACUAACUUCAUUGUGAAUUAUAAUUUGAACAAAACGAAAGCGACCAUGCCUGAACUCCAUAACAUGCUCAAGUCUUAUGAAGCCUCAACCUCUAAAGGAAAGACUGUUCUUAUGGUAAGCUCUAAUGCUAAGUCUCGUUCUAAGAACAAGAAUAAGCAAAAGAAGAAAGGUAAGGUUGGACCUAUUCCUACAACUCUGAAGCCUAAAGGUGGAGGUCACAUGAAGCCAAAGGUUGCAAAGGAUGUUUGCCUCUACUGCAAAAAGAAGGGGCAUUGGAAGAGAGAUUGUGAGCUGUAUAAGGCUAAUCUAGCCAAAGCACCGGGUGCUUCAAGCUCAGAAGCCUGAGAAGCAGUGUAGCAGUUGGACUGGGUAAAAUUGACCUACGCGUGAAGGUUGGAGCAAAAGUUGCUGCUGAACGUGAUAGGAUCUUAUAGUUUAGAUUUGCCCAGUGGUUUUAGAUUAGAAUUAAAUAAUUGUUAUUUUAUUCCUUCUAUUACCAAGAAGAUUAUUUCCAUUCAUAUGUUAGACAUUAAAAGAUUUUUGUUUCCAUUUUGCUAAUAAUAAUUGUUAUUUUCAUAAAAUGGUGUAGUUGUG
Cuscuta europaea is the source of this 1229-nucleotide messenger RNA. The record is from the annotation of a GenBank genome assembly. Lineage: Eukaryota; Viridiplantae; Streptophyta; Magnoliopsida; Solanales; Convolvulaceae.